AUGACAGAAUUGAUAUUUGAAAACUAUUGUAUAAAUUGUGAAAAAUUGUGUAACUCCAGUUCAAUCUACUGUUCAAAUAAUUGUGCAUCAAAUGAUGCUUCCCAUAUAACGUAUUCCAAUUCAAAUUAUACUUAUUCUCCAUUAUUAUCACCAAUACCCCAUGAUUUCACUGAUAGCAUGGAAGAUUUAGUUAACGAUGAAAUAAAUUUAAAUUAUAAUUUAUCAAGUAAUAAUGAAAGUUUGAUAUCGACUUCCAAUAACUAUAAAAAAUGGUUAAAUUUGUAUGUUAAGUAA
This is a messenger RNA of Yamadazyma jaroonii, 294 nucleotides long. The record is from the annotation of a GenBank genome assembly. Lineage: Eukaryota; Fungi; Ascomycota; Pichiomycetes; Serinales; Debaryomycetaceae.